This is a messenger RNA of Danaus plexippus (monarch butterfly), 7058 nucleotides long. It is a transcript of the gene Pkc98E, whose product is annotated as protein kinase C. Bases 176 to 2407 code for a protein of 743 amino acids. Gene Ontology annotation, molecular function: diacylglycerol-dependent serine/threonine kinase activity; ATP binding. Gene Ontology annotation, biological process: protein phosphorylation. NCBI's taxonomy places the organism in Eukaryota, Metazoa, Arthropoda, Insecta, Lepidoptera, Nymphalidae. The transcript is spliced from 19 exons. The record is from RefSeq and is a predicted model, not a curated record.
GAAUCAGUGAGCCAUAGAGUGGAAUAAAUCCAUCCAUGGCCGAUCUCAUCGCUGUCAAGUCUCUAUUUCUGUUUCGAUUAUGAAGCCCCUUCAAUGAUUUUCAGUGGGUUUAAAAAGUGGAAGUGAUAGUGUGGCGGCGCGGUCUUGGUGAUAGGGCUCGUUGGUCGUCGGCACUAUGUUUAGCGGGACCGUGCGAGUUAAGGUGUGCGAGGCGACGGGCCUCAGGCCGACCGACUUUCAGAAACGGCACAACAUGACCUUCGGGAAGCCAGAUGACCAACCCAUUGAUCCGUACGUGUCUAUCGACGCCGACGAGCACCAUCUAGACCGGUCCAGCACUAAACCCAAAACAUUUGACCCUAUAUGGAACGAAACUUUUAUACAUGAAGUACAGAAUGUCACCAGCUUGGGUAUCACAGUAUUUCAUGAUGCAGCGAUACCUCCUGAUGAUUUUGUUGCAAACUGCACCAUACCAUUUGAAGAUCUGAUGCAUCGUGAAAAAGAUGCUACUGAUUUUUGGGUGGACUUGGAACCUCAGGGGAAGCUGCAUCUGAAGAUUGAUCUUAAAUGGAACUGUCAAGGAGUGGCCGGGGGGGCGGGCGCGGCUCGCGCUGCCCGGGGACGCGAGUUCAAGGAAGGUGCGGGGUUCGCGCGGCGUCGCGGGGCGCUCAGGAGACGAGUCCAUCAGGUCAACGGUCACAAGUUCAUGGCCACUUUCCUCAGGCAGCCCACAUUCUGCAGCCACUGCCGCGAGUUUAUAUGGGGUAUCGGAAAACAAGGCUACCAAUGUCAAGUGUGUACGUGCGUGGUUCACAAGCGGUGCCACUCGUCCGUCGUGACGAAGUGCCCGGGGAUGAAGGAAGAGCAGCAGAGCAGCGUGGGUGUGUCCGGUGGCCAGCGGUUCAACGUGAACGUCCCUCACCGGUUCGUGGUCCACUCGUACAAGCGGUUCACGUUCUGUGACCACUGCGGCUCGUUGCUCUAUGGACUCAUCAAACAGGGCCUGCAGUGCGAGGUGUGCUCUAUGAACGUCCACAAACGCUGUCAGAAGAAUGUGGCCAACAACUGCGGCAUCAACACCAAGGCCAUGGCGGAGAUCCUCAGUGAGAUGGGCAUCUCGCCGGACAAGAACCCGCGACCCAGGGCCUCCAAGUACUUGAACACUCCGCUGCUGGAGGGUCCGCCGGAGCUGGUCGACCUCAAGGACGAGAAGCAAGACGACAAGGGUCCGUGGGCGGAGCUGGCCGACAUCUUCGCGUGUUACGAAGUUGUUAACGUGAGUGAUGAUGGUGUAGGGCAGCAGGCGGCCCGGCACGCGCCCCGCGACCUCCUCGGCUUGGACGAGGCGCCGUGUCCGACAGGCGAGCCGCGGGCCAGGGCGGUGCUGGACGACUUCACGUUCAUUAAGGUGCUGGGAAAGGGAUCCUUCGGCAAGGUGAUGCUGGCAGAGAAGAAGGGGACCGACGAGGUGUACGCGGUGAAAGUCCUCAAGAAAGACGCUAUCGUCCAGGACGACGACGUGGAGUGCACGCUGACGGAGCGGCGCGUGCUGGCGCUGGCGGCGCGGCAUCCCUUCCUCACGGCGCUGCACUGCGCCUUCCAGACGCCCGAGAGACUGUUCUUCGUCAUGGAGUACGUGGACGGGGGCGACCUCAUGUUCCAGAUACAGCGCGCCCGCAAGUUCGACGAGCCGCGGGCCAGGUUCUACGCCGCCGAGGUGACGCUCGCGCUCACCUUCCUACACGACCACGGAGUCAUCUACAGGGACCUCAAGUUGGAUAACAUCCUGCUGGACAGCGACGGACACUGCAAGCUGGCGGACUUCGGCAUGUGCAAGGAGGGCAUACUCGACGGCGCCACCACCACCACGUUCUGCGGGACCCCGGACUACAUCGCUCCCGAGAUCCUCCAGGAGUUAGAGUACGGUCCGUCCGUGGACUGGUGGGCGCUGGGCGUGUUGCUGUACGAGAUGCUGGCGGGUCAGCCGCCCUUCGAAGCCGACAACGAGGACGACCUGUUCGAGUCCAUUCUGCACGACGACGUCCUCUACCCCGUGUGGCUCUCCAAGGACGCCGUCUCCAUACUCAAAGGUUUCAUGACCAAGAACCCCUCCCGGCGCCUGGGCGUGCUGGGCGGCCCGGCCGGCAUCAAGCAGCACGCGUUCUUCAAGGACAUGGACUGGGACGCGCUCGCGCAGAGGAGGCUGCGUCCGCCUUUCAGGCCCAAGGUGAAGAGCAAGCGCGAGGCGGCCAACUUCGACGCAGAGUUCACCAAGGAGGAGCCCUGCCUCACUCCCGUGCCGCCCGACGUGCUGCGAGCUAUUAACCAGGAGGAAUUCAAGGGCUUUUCGUUCGUGAAUAAGGACUUCAACCCGGCACCGCCACCGGACCGGCCGCCGCCGACAUGAGCGCGCCCACCUCGCGCCCUCCGCGCCCACCACGCGAUCACCACGCGCCCACAGCCGCCCGUCCCCGCGCGGCUCCCGGGCGGGGUCCGUCUGUCCGCGGGACCGUCCUCGGACCGACCGACGCCCGUCCUCCGACCACCUUCACGUCGAUGACAGGCGACGCGCGACACCAGCCCGUCGAGGAGGACCCUCACCGCUUGCGAUGGACUUUGUGCGUGUUAUGUUUAAUAUAGAUUACAAGGGCGACGGCUCGGCUCGGCCUCACGGAGCACGCUGCACUUAGAGCUCACGUUACGGUAUCGGAUAAUAUGUAGCUGGAGACGUUCUUAUUUGAAACGUGUCGUUAGUGUAACUAGAGUGAGCCGACGUGCCCCCACAACCUCCCCUCCCCUCCCCUCCCCCGCACCCAGAGACUCGCACAAACGUCGUAUACAUAGUAAUGGUUAACUUAGGUCCUAAGGUUAUUAAACUUGUAAGAUUAUAGACCCCCUAAUACCUCGUUGUUAAAGAUGCCAAACCUUGGAGCAGACAUCUGUCGCUAGUAUCGAGCGAUGUGUUGUAUAUAAUGUAUCACCGUCUCCCCCCACCCCUACCCCGGCUCCCCUCCCCUCCCCCUCCCCCUCCCCCCACUGACAUUAUAUAGUGAGAUGUUAUUGUAUUGUUGUGUUGUUUGUCGUCCGUGGGUUCAACUUGAGCGCGACGUCCGAUAACCCCAUUUUGAAGGGCGUCUUGUUGAAUGUGUGUCUGUGUGCGUGUGUUUGUGUCACCUUGUAUGUGUGUGUGUAUUUUCUUUCUACAUAGUCAUUAAUUUAUUGUCACUAGCUUAGGUUUUUUUAAAUCUCGCGGAUGAUGAAGCUUGUUUAAGGCUUUAAUAUCGUAAGGUAGGAGAUUCCCGAUGUCGUCUCUGUCGUGUCGAUGUCGUAGGGUAGUCGGUUCCUAAGGGUGACGGGAUGUGUCUCCUGUCCGCUUCCAGUCCGCCGGGUCGGACCGUCACACCUUACGUUAGUUAAAUAAUAUAUGACGAGUCUAAGCCGAGAGUUGGAUGUGUGUGUGUGUGUGUGUCUGUUGUUUACUGCGUUGUAGUCUUUAUAAGGAAAUAUUAAUUUGAGUACUGAGAGUACAAAGACGUUCACGUGACGCCCGUGUCGCGGAGUCUGUUGCGUGACGUGCGGGUAGAGCGAGGUUACCGAGCGGUAGAUAGCGGCUCACCAGCUAUUUAGUCAGACUAUGAACUUCCCACGCGGACGCUUCGUGUACUUAACGAACCAAAGUUUAAUUGAGUAGUCGUAGGGUAGGGGUCGCGGGUGUCCGGGCUGGGGUCGCCUGCACGCGGACGUGGACCCGCUGUUUAUUUGUUUCGGUCAUUUGUAUUUUAGAUUCGAUACUCGUUUAGAUUGGAUCGACGCCUAAAUAAUGUAUCGCUUAAGUAAGUCGUUAGCCUCGUGUUUGUAGUUACUUUGUACUUAGCGGCGAAAGAGGAGAGGGGCUUUGUGCUCGAGAGGAAGUUACGAGGUUUCAGGACACGGAGCACGGGGCACGAGUCUCGUGGCUUGGAGAUUGAGUCUCGGGGUACGAGAAUCUAACCUCGGGCCUCAGGGAUCUAAUCUCCGGGCUCGGUUCUCGAAUUUCGGGGCUCGGAGAUGGAGUGUUGGGGCCCGGGGUUUGAGUCUCAGGGCUCGAGGCUCGAAUUUCGGGGCUCGGAGAUGGAGUGUUGGGGCCCGGGGUUUGAGUCUCAGGGCUCGAGGCUCGAAUUUCGGGGCUCGGAGAUGGAGUGUUGAGGCCCGGGGUUUGAGUCUCAGGGCUCGAGGCUCGAAUUUCGGGGCUCGGAGAUGGAGUGUUGGGGCCCGGGGUUUGAGUCUCAGGGCUCGAGGCUCGAAUUUCAGGGCUCGGAGAUGGAGUGUUGAGGCCCGGGGUUUGAGUCUCAGGGCUCGAGGCUCGAAUUUCGGGGCUCGGAGAUGGAGUGUUGAGGCCCGGGGUUUGAGUCUCAGGGCUCGAGGCUCGAAUUUCGGGGCUCGGAGAUGGAGUGUUGAGGCCCGGGGUUUGAGUCUCAGGGCUCGAGGCUCGAAUUUCGGGGCUCGGAGAUGGAGUGUUGAGGCCCGGGGUUUGAGUCUCAGGGCUCGAGGCUCGAAUUUCGGGGCUCGGAGAUGGAGUGUUGGGGCCCGGGGUUUGAGUCUCAGGGCUCGAGGCUCGAAUUUCGGGGCUCGGAGAUGGAGUGUUGAGGCCCGGGGUUUGAGUCUCAGGGCUCGAGGCUCGAAUUUCGGGGCUCGGAGAUGGAGUGUUGGGGCCCGGGGUUUGAGUCUCAGGGCUCGAGGCUCGAAUUUCGGGACACAUGGCUUGUGGCUCGACUCUCGGUGCUCGGGAUCUAAUCAGGGGACUCGGUGCUCGAAUUCUUGGGCUCGAUAUUCUAGUGUCGGGGUCCGGGGUUUGAUCCUGGGGGUUGGGGUCGAGUCUAGGGGUUUGGGGCUUGGGGAUCUAGUCUCAGGGUCACGAGGCUCGAAUAUCGGGGCUCGGUGUUCGACUCUCGAGGCUUGGGAUCUGAUCUCAGUGGUCAGUGCUCGAAUUUUGGGGCUGGAGGUUUGAAAGUUGGGGUCUGGGGCUUGGAGCCAGAGGUUCGAGUACCGGUAAGUGUCGACGUACCGAUGGUCAGGGUGGGUGCGUUGUCCUGCAUCGCUCAGUGCGUCUGGUCCGUGUCCCGAGCCACGUCACUUGUUUCCUCGGGAUAAUCCUUAAAGUAGUAUUAGAUAUAUUUACCAAAAAUUAAUUUAGAUGAGUGUUUACUUUACGUACUAGUGUGCGUCGCCUCUAUUUAUUUGUGUGCGUGUCCGUCUGUGUACUCGGUGUAGUGUGCGCGCGUGUGUGUGUGUUCUGUUUGUCUGUGUGCGGUCAGUCCGGAUGUUCCAUAACGUGUUCCGUUCUGGACAUGCUUUAACGCAUAAUAAUAACGACUUUAAAUAAUGAUAUGUUAAAUAAUUUUACGAUGUAUUUUAUAGUUUGUUUUCGUUUAGUCAAACUAACAGAAUGUCGAUAUGAAGCACAACAUGUUGUAAUAAUUAUAUAAAGGUUUAUUGAAGUGUACAAGUUAUCAUAUGUAACUAUUUUAUAGCAAUCGUUCCAGUGUCUCCCCCCUCUAUGUUUAUAUUCUGUCCCUGUUCCUCGUAUAUGUCAGAGCGAGACGGCAUCCAGUUUAGGAUCGCCCCGCUCGUCGUCCGUCGGUAAAUAUUUACAAUUUUUUUAAAUAUGUUUUUACGAUAUUUUUUAGUAUUAUGAAGUAUUAGUAGCUUCUUAAGUAGAAAAACAUAGCGAAGUGAAAACAGAAUCUCUGUCCGUCUGUUUAUGUCGACGAACGACUUCCGAGUCGGUAGUGCCGAGUGCUAGUCAUGUGGAGCGAGGACGGCUCGUGCUUUAAGUUGUUAUGUUUGAGAGCUUUAUUGUUUUAAAAAACAAACCGACUCGUGCUGCAGCGGCUUGUGCGUGUGUCUGUUUGUGUAUGUCUGUUUCUGUCUCUGUGUGUGAGUGUGUGCGUGUGUGCGUGUGUCUGUGUGUAUCUGUGUGUGUGUGUGUGUGUCUGUGUAUGUGUGUGGCUGUGUGUGUGUAUGUGUGUAUCGGUGGGUGUGUAUGUGUGUAUCGGUGGGUGUGUGUGUGUGUGUGGGUGUGUGUUUGUGUAUCGGUGUGUGUUUGUGUCUGCGUGUAUCUGUGUGUGUGUGUGUGCUUGCGUGCGUGCGUGCGUGUCUUUUUACCGUCGUACGAUCCGUUCCACGUCACUCUGGAAGUCUCGUGAGUUGCAGAUUGUUCGUGGAGCUCGUGAGUCUUCACCCAGGACGCUUUAAAUGAAUGUCGUUAAUUUCGUGCCAUAAUAAUUGAAGGUUACUGUUUACAUUUAAGAGAUUAUUGUAAUGUUUCAAACGUCUACGAAUUUUAUGGAAUAUUGAUUUAUUGUAAUACGUCUGUUGAUUAUAUUUUUACAUGUUUAUAUGAUGUUUGUGUUCGCGGACGAAACGUUUGUUACAUUUGGAAUUUGUUUUUUGAGACUUUCGAAGUUACCAAAAUGUAUUUAAGAGUUUUCUCAUCUCGCUGCGGCUUCAGACCGAGAUUAUACAGUCGAUGACGUAGUACAAGUGUGACGUCGUAGGUGCCACUGUGACGUCACCGCCGAAAGGCCGCAAUGUUUUUAUUUUUGUUAUUUUAUUAUACAGUUGUACAUUAUAUCGUAUGGUUUUAUACGAGUCGCCGGUUGAGAACCGGCCGUCCGUGCAAUCAAAUAAUACUUAUAUAGAGCGUUCGUGUCGCCUCGAGAGUUGUUUUGACUCACCUUUAAAUGUUUAUAUUUUACGCUUCCGAGAGGCGCGUCUCAGCCAAAGAUUAUAUAUAUAUACACAUAUAGUAAAGAAUAGGCUGAGGCGGCUGCGAGCCCAGGCCCGCUCUCGCCCGCCCUCAGCCGCCCUCAGCCCAGCCGUACCGUGUGUUUAUCGAUGGUAGCCAGCGAGAGCGUGUGUGUUGGCGCCCGAGUGCCACGUGUGUUUGUCGUUUGUUCACUGGUCACAUUUAGAAACACCUUAGCUGGAUAACUAAUACCUAUGAUAUAGUUAUAUGAUGGAGUCAAAUAUGUAAAUGUAAUCCUACAUGUCUAUUAAAACGAUCAAAAUAGAUUACA